AUGCAAGGACCGCAAGCUCAACCAUCCGAGGAGGUCAAGAGAUUGAGGACUAUUAUCGAGGCCAAGGAUAGAGAAAACCUGCAACUGAAAGAAUCCGUCAAAGUUCACCAAGAGAGAGCCGAGAAAUACAAGGAGGCCUGUGAGAAGAUGCAAGAAAAACAUCGGGAGUUGAAAAGGAAAUGUGGAGAAUUGUACGAUGAAACUGGACGUGUGAGAAACCCGUACGCCAGAGAAUCUAAGAAUGCUGUAAUAGAUAGGUUAAAGAGGUUCAGUGAUUUUUUGGAUGCUUUGCAAGGACAAGAGAGUAGUAGGAAAAAGCCGCAAUUUAAAAAGAAAGAGGGAGAAGCUGCCUUCAUAUGGGAUCAAAACCCUACACCAAGACCCAAAUUUCAAAAACCAACAUAUUCACCUUAUCCCUACUAUCCAAGUCCUUACCCUGUCUACAAUACCAAUAUCUCGUACCCCCGACCUCGCCCAAAUUAUGCCAACCCGCCUACGGCCUCUUUUCAAGUAUCUCAACCUAACUUUCAACAAACUCGUCCUCGACCUCCUUACCACCAAAGAUUUUUCCCACCAAACAGACCCACCUACAACUAUCCCCAACCUACUGAAACCUACAAUCAAAAUCGUGCUCGAACAUUCACCAACCUUGGCAGGCCUUUGGAUCAGUUGUAUGAGCAAUUAAAGACUGUCGGUAAAAUAGGUGUGAUUCCCCCUCCAACUUACCCGUAUGGCGUGCCAGUUGGGUAUAAUCCACAGGCUACUUGUGCUUAUCAUUCAGGAGCACCUGGUCACUCCACGGCCAAUUGUCGACUCCUUAAACAUAAGGUUCAAGACAUGGUAGAAGCGGGGGAGAUCGUGAUUAGGAAAAGAGAAGAGCAAGAACCGAACGUGAACAAGAACCCCUUGCUGGAGCAUGCUGGUACUAUUGAAGUUAUUAUGGAUGAUGAGGAGUUCAAAAAGUUUGUCCGGAGCAUGUCAAAUGAGAUAGAAGUGUGUGGGAUAAUGGAGCAACCUUUUGUGAUAGAGGGAGCAUCAUAUGAGGAAGACAAAAGGCCCUUCAUUUUAGACCUAACCCCAUCCGAAAGUGCGGCCUUAGAACCUGUGAUAAUUGAAUUCCCAGAACAAGUGCCAGUUUUAAGUUUACGACAAGUGUCAUGGAAUUAUAGUGAGCCCGUUUUGCAAAUCGGAGGCAAACCAGUUUUGAAGGAUGAAGUGUCUGUUGUUACGAGGUCAGGAAAGAUUGCAAGUCCCUCAACUGCUAACGCCCCAAUUCAAGUAAGCAAUCGUGAGCCGACUACCAAACCCGCAGUGACCGAAAGAGAAGCGUGGGAUUUUCUCAAGAGGAUUAAGAGAAGCGAAUACAAUGUGGUCGAACAAUUGAACAAAAUGUCUGCCCAAAUUUUCAUACUGGACUUGCUUUUCACCUCAGACUUGCAUAGGGAUGUGUUACUUGAAGUUUUGACUAAGGCUCGAAUCCCCAAGGACAUUUCGGUUGACAAUUUCUCGCACGUAGUCGGAAAUGUAUUAACCGCUAAACAAAUCACUUUUUUUGAUGAAGAGCUGCCUGCAGAAGGAAUUGGUCAUAACAAAGCUUUAUAUGUAGCCGUGAGGUGCAAUGGAAAAAUGUUACCUAAAGUACUGAUCGACAAUGGGUCUGCCCUUAAUAUUUGUCCUUGGAGCACGUUGGUGAAGUUAGGGCUGCAAGAUGUUAAAUUAAAACCCUCAAAGACCAUAGUUCGAGGAUUCGAUGGAGCCCAAAGGGAGUCCAUAGGAGAAGUAAAUUUGGUGGUCGAAAUGGGACCCGCUCAAUUUCAGAUUACCUGCCAAGUUAUGCACUUUCCCAGUGUCUAUAAUGUUUUACUCGGACGGCCGUGGAUUCAUAGCUCUGGUGCUGUGCCCUCUUCCCUGCAUCAAGUACUGAAAUUUGUGGUGAACGACCAGCUGAUAACCAUUUUUGCUAAGGAAGAUUGCAUUGUAAUGGCCGAUUCCGAGCCUGAGGAGGAUGGUAACCGAAAUGCCUCGGUGUCUUCCUACCGUACAGCUGAUAUUGUCUCCGUGAGUUAG
Molecule: messenger RNA, 2067 nt
Organism: Coffea eugenioides
Lineage: Eukaryota; Viridiplantae; Streptophyta; Magnoliopsida; Gentianales; Rubiaceae
Exons: 2
Coding region: 1-2067 (688 amino acids)
Source: RefSeq, a predicted model, not a curated record